GACAAGCCGCCGGGACCACCUGCCGGCCAAUCUGCACCGCUGCCGGUCGCACUACCCCAGUCAUGAGGCGCCCGCGGAGGCAUCCGUCUCGGCCCCGGAAUGGGCGGAUCGCCCGGUCCGGUGGAGCGUGCUUCCCCUGGCCCCUGCGCUGACGGGCAUUGGCCCCCCGCGGAAUCACACCUCGAAGCCGCUGAAUGCGUGCCCUCCACAACGAACAUCAUCCUUGGCAGAAACAAAUCGUGUUGGGCCCAGCUGGGCCCCGUGCAAUCCCGGGGAGCGACGGCACCGUCGCCGUCCCGCCUCGGCUGCAAGAUGUCGCUCGCUCUGCUCAUCAGCGGCCUCCAAAUCAAUUGCCUGAUCGCAUGCCUCGUUCGGGCGUCGGAGACCGGCCGGAGAGGGGUGGCUGACGGCCAGAACCGACCAUUGACAAGCCUCGCUCACAUCUCAUAUUUUUCCAGCAGGCCAACAGGGACCACCCGCGUCCCCACCAUUGGGGUCCUGUUCCAUGCAGGGCUCCAAACAUGGUGCGAGCUCGACCUGCAGCAAACCCAUCCCGGAAGGGGACAAGGGGGCGUCCCCGGGGGCUGUCACACGACGACGGCCCGAAAAUUCGCUUGCAGACUGUCUCUGGGAAUCCACUCGGGGAGAAGCCCAGACAGGGGCGAUCUUGCAGCCACAUAUGCGGAGAAUCUCCCCGGAAUGCCCAGUGAAGUCUCGACACAUGGUGUGGGCGCCGCAACCCGAACACAUGCGUGUCAUCGCCCGUGGGAUCAAAUUACCUGACUCUGAAGGAAACAGGGGAGGGAAGAAUCUGCGGAAGAUUGACAGAAACAGACGCGCGGGGGGGGCCAAUUUGCUGAUCUUCGCACCGGGUUUAAGACCGCAGCCUGGCCAAUCCAACGCGUUUCGGCUCACCUC
This is a messenger RNA of Chaetomium fimeti, 918 nucleotides long. RefSeq lists its product as uncharacterized. The transcript has a single exon. The record is from RefSeq and is a predicted model, not a curated record. Lineage: Eukaryota; Fungi; Ascomycota; Sordariomycetes; Sordariales; Chaetomiaceae. The coding region runs from base 100 to 783 and encodes 227 amino acids.